GGGGCCCAGUCGGCCGCCAGGAAAUGCCCAGGAGAGGGUGUCACCUGCGCCCGACGGCUUGUUGAUUCCCAGGAGCGCCGCCUUCCCGGGUCUGGACCCCCAAGACCAGAGCCGGAUCUCGCUCACCUGUUCCCCCUGGCGCCUUUCCCGGACAGCCCUGAGAUCCUCCGGGGACCGCUCGCCCCUCAGCUCCACACCAUGAGCAAGUUGGGCAAGUUCUUUAAAGGGGGAGGCUCUUCCAAGAGCCGAGCUGCUCCCAGCCCCCAGGAAGCCCUGGCCCGACUUCGGGAGACAGAGGAGAUGCUGGGCAAGAAACAAGAGUACCUGGAAAAUCGAAUCCAGAGAGAGCUCAGCUUGGCCAAGAAGCAUGGCACCCAGAAUAAACGAGCUGCACUGCAGGCCCUAAAGAGAAAGAAGAGGUUUGAGAAGCAGCUCACUCAGAUUGAUGGCACACUUUCCACCAUUGAGUUCCAGAGAGAAGCCUUGGAAAACUCACACACCAACACCGAGGUGUUAAAGAACAUGGGCAUGGCAGCAAAAGCCAUGAAAGCCGUUCAUGAAAACAUGGAUCUGAACAAAAUAGAUGAUUUGAUGCAAGAGAUCACAGAGCAACAGGAUAUUGCCCAAGAAAUCUCAGAAGCGUUUUCUCAGCGGGUUGGAUUUGGCGCUGACUUUGAUGAGGAUGAGUUGAUGGCAGAGCUUGAGGAAUUGGAGCAGGAAGAAUUAAAUAAGAAGAUGACAAAUAUUCGACUUCCAAAUGUGCCUUCCUCCUCCCUUCCAGCCCCACCAGAGAGAGUGCCAGGUAGAAUGGCCAGCAUGCCCUCCUCUACACCUCGAACCCGAGCAGCAUCUUCCAGGAGGGCAGAAGAAGAGGAAGAUGAUAUCAAACAACUGGCAGCUUGGGCUACUUAAAUUAAAACAGAAUUUUUUGACGCCUAACUUAAUGAGCUGUACAUAAGACACAAAAAAUGCUUUGGCUAAAUAUGGAAGUUAACAAAGACUCUGUUUUAUAUUUA
This is a messenger RNA of Phacochoerus africanus (Common warthog), 1016 nucleotides long. It is a transcript of the gene CHMP4C, whose product is annotated as charged multivesicular body protein 4C. The record is from RefSeq and is a predicted model, not a curated record. Gene Ontology annotation, cellular component: cytoplasmic side of plasma membrane; multivesicular body; ESCRT III complex. The coding region runs from base 199 to 912 and encodes 237 amino acids. Gene Ontology annotation, biological process: late endosome to vacuole transport via multivesicular body sorting pathway; vesicle budding from membrane. Lineage: Eukaryota; Metazoa; Chordata; Mammalia; Artiodactyla; Suidae. The transcript has 5 exons.